Molecule: messenger RNA, 1446 nt
Organism: Manduca sexta (tobacco hornworm)
Lineage: Eukaryota; Metazoa; Arthropoda; Insecta; Lepidoptera; Sphingidae
Product: beta-1,4-galactosyltransferase 1
Exons: 8
Coding region: 67-1287 (406 amino acids)
Biological process (GO): carbohydrate metabolic process; glycosphingolipid biosynthetic process
Molecular function (GO): N-acetyl-beta-glucosaminyl-derivative 4-beta-N-acetylgalactosaminyltransferase activity
Source: RefSeq, a predicted model, not a curated record
UUGUCAUACAAAUCACUUUUGUACAGGCUUGUCUUUAUUCAUCUUUAUUUUAUAUUUUAUUGAUUUAUGAUGAAAUAUUUUAAUAUCAAAACCGUGACCCCUCUGAGAAUGUUAGGCAUGUUAUUCCUAGCCGCGACUUUUCUUAGUAUAUCGAACUAUAUUUUUUAUUGGAUAUACGCACCGUUCUUUAAAACAAGCUGUUUACGGAGAUCCGCCAGUGCAGUAGAGGCAUACACUACAUUAAGUUUCGACGGGUUCAAAGGCAAUUUAUUGUGCGAUACAUCAACUAUAGCAUCGAGCGGUUCUCGCAAAGAAUCGAGCACUAAUCCACUACUAAACGAAGCCAAUGACGAGAAUUCUGAAGGAAUGUUCACGUAUUAUGCAAUCAAAGAGAAGAAAUAUCCUAUGUGUCCCGAAACACCGCCAGAUCUUGGGCCCGUGUUAAACGACCCCUCCAUGGAUGCUAUGAAGUCAUUUGAUAGGAUGUACACAGAUGUGAAAAUCGGUGGAAUAUACAGACCACCGAAUUGCACUGCGCGUCAAAGCGUCGCUAUAUUGGUGCCUUACAGGUCGUGCAAGAGAGGUACUAACAUAAAACACCUGGGUACAUUCCUGUACAUGUUGCAUCCAUUCCUGAUGAAACAGCAGUUAGACUACCAAGUGUUUGUCAUUGAACAAGCUAAUCUCUCUCAACGCUUUAAUCACGGGAAACUUCUUAAUGCGGGAUUCACGGAGGUGCACCGGCGUCGAAACUACGACACUCGCUUCCCUUGCGUGAUUAUUCACGAACCGUACAUAGUGCCUAUGAACACUAGGAACCUAUAUCGAUGUACUAGAUACCCGAAGCAGUUGGCAGUCAGUGUUGAUAGACCUCAUAAAAAACCGUACAUACCGAAAUUCGGUGGCGCGUUUGCUAUAUCGACUGAACAAUUCAUUGGAAUAAAUGGUUUCUCAAACACGUACUGGGGAAGUGACGGAGAUUACGAAGAUAUCUAUAACAGGUUGACAAAUGCUAAUUAUACAAUAAACAGGAGUGAACGUGGGAUUGGAAAAUAUACGACAAUCAAGAAUUUCGAACUUCCAGUUGUAAGAAGUUCUUCCGUGGCGAAGACGCUGGCACCACUCCAUCUCAUCGACGGUUUAACAACUCUUUCGUACACAGUUAAUAAUUAUGAAAUGAAGUACGUUUUUACAUACCUUAAUAUUAGUUUAGAAGUAGAUGAUACAACUAUGAAAAUUCCGUUUAAAAGCGGUAAACCUGAGAAAAACUUUGAACAAUACGAUUGAGAUAAUAUUAAAUAGUUAUAUGUACUUAUCUUACAGUUAUUACUUAAUUGAAUUUUCUCAAUGUUGAUAGUAUUCAUAUUAUUAUCUUUAAAAAGUACAUAUUCUAACAAUUAUCACCGAUUACUUGUAAUUUCUCAAUAAAGUUAUCAUGAAUAUUUA